CACUCGCACAGUCGCACCCAUAACUGUCCCUUCGUCCUUCCCUCUCAAAUUCUCAUCCAUUCCCGCCCAUAAUUCCCAAAUCGCUCUCUCUCUCUCUCUCUCUCUCUCUCUCUCUCUCAAAGCAAAGCAAUGGCGGCCUCACCAUCUCACUACGAUGUUCAACUCCUUCCUGCUCCGGAACCUGAAUCUCAGCUCUCAUCCCUCGUCUACGAUUUGUCACAACAACUCCAAGGGGCAAUGGAGAACAUGCUUAAAAUGAUUAAUGAAGUUGAUCAAAACUCUGCUGGAAUAAUGGAAGAGAUAGAGAAGUGCAAAGAUUCUGCUCUUGAGAGGAAGAGAAUUUUGGAGGAAGAGAAGCAGCGAUUUCAGAAAGCUGCUUACACUGUCUUAGGCAUGCUUGACAACAGAGAUUAGAAACUGUUGUUGUUGGAAGUGUAUAGAAGAGAAAAACCGGUCUGUUUUGUUGAGAAAGUAUGGACUUUCAUUUUAUUUUGGCUGGAUACAUCUUCUUGUAGAUACAGUCUGAGCUAUCAGCAAUCUGUCAAAUGCUAUGUUUUGCAAGUUUUGAUUCACCCUUUGCUUCAAGUGCAGAACAGAUCUCAUGAUGGUGAUUUCCAAAAUUCUUGGUUUGUGCAAAGUAAACAUGUGACUUCCUCUUUACUUUUCUAAAUAUUCUUUGGUUCACUAUGAUGUCAUAUGAAUGAAUUUACUGCUAUAUGUAAUGAUUAGAAUGUACAGGUGGUAGAAUUUCCAGGAAAAUUAUUUUUGUCUUGCUCUACAUCUACACAUAUUAAACUGUGAAUCUGUUACCAUCUUGGUUGUCUUUCUUUUUUUAUACAA
Messenger RNA from Quercus robur (English oak), 840 nucleotides. RefSeq lists its product as uncharacterized. NCBI's taxonomy places the organism in Eukaryota, Viridiplantae, Streptophyta, Magnoliopsida, Fagales, Fagaceae. The record is from RefSeq and is a predicted model, not a curated record. The transcript has 4 exons. The coding region runs from base 130 to 414 and encodes 94 amino acids.